AUUUGUCAACGUAUGACGGGCGCCGUUGCUCACAUAUUGCACUCAAAAGAUUCGGAAAACCGAGAGGAGGAGGCAGCGGAAACAUGCUCGACCCCCCCUCCGUGGCAUUGGCCAUCCGCUCGCAUAUUCCGGAGAUUCCCAGAGACGAUUGGCGAGCAUGUAACACAUUCACCCACACCUACCUCAUUAUCACCAACAGGGCGGUGACGUGCUAUUUUGUAAGGGAAACUGACAGCUCACAAAUAGCCCCCCAUCUCCCAAUUUGCCAUGUUUGCACAAUUUAAACUUUGAGUGGCGUAGCGAGCCGCUAUCCGACGUUUGCUCUGAGCCGCCAUCACAACAACCGAGACAGCCUGACAAGUCUACAGGAACGCUCCUCGCCAACCUCCAAAUGGCAUCGGUAGCAGCAGCGGCGGCGCACGAGUCGAGCUCCGCGCUCGCCGAUGCUUUACUCCCGGCGAGCAUAUUCGCGCCUGACCGCGGAGGAUGCGCGGACGACCCCGGGGACGAGUUCUACGAGGACGGGGACGCAGUCAACGGAGAGCCCGAGGACCGGAGGAUCGACUUUACCAGCAAGUUGGCUCUUGUCAGUCCAAAUGGAGAGCAGUAUGACUCCUUACUUAGCCAGCUAAAGGACAGAAUGGAAGAAGGGUCCGGAGAGACCAUCUAUGUGGUUGGGAUGGGUUCAGAUGGUGGCGAUUGGGGUCUCAAUGAAAAGGAUAUGGAGGCUUCAGAGGCAACUGUGCGAUCCAUGUGUGCACAACUGGACUCUGAUCUAAUCCCGCUGAGGGAACGGACCGAAGCAGAGGGUUUGGUCCGAGAUUAUCUGAUCCGUCGGCGUGUGGGGGAGCUGGACUUCCUGGAGGUCAGGGUGGCAGUGGUAGGGAACGUGGAUGCUGGGAAGAGUACUCUUUUAGGAGUAUUAACGCAUGGAGAGCUGGAUAACGGCAGAGGCUUCGCUCGCCAGAAACUUUUCAGACACAAACAUGAGAUGGAGAGCGGCAGGACCAGCAGCGUGGGAAACGAUAUACUCGGAUUUGACCAAGAGGGACAGGUGGUGAACAAACCGGACAGCCACGGAGGAAGUCUAGAUUGGACCAAAAUUUGUGAGAAGUCCUCCAAAGUUAUCACCUUCAUCGAUCUUGCUGGCCAUGAGAAAUACCUCAAGACCACCGUGUUUGGCAUGACCGGACACUUACCAGACUUUUGCAUGCUCAUGGUCGGCAGUAACGCGGGGAUCGUGGGCAUGACCAAAGAGCACUUGGGUCUGGCACUCGCCCUCAACGUUCCCGUCUUUGUUGUGGUGACGAAAAUAGACAUGUGUCCAGCUAACAUCCUGCAAGAGACAUUAAAGCUGCUUCAGAGGUUACUGAAGUCCCCUGGCUGCAGGAAAAUCCCUGUCCUAGUGCAGAACAAGGACGACGUCAUAGUCACGGCAUCCAACUUCAGCUCUGAGAGGAUGUGUCCCAUUUUUCAAAUCUCAAACGUGACUGGAGAGAACAUGGACCUGCUCAAGAUGUUCCUGAACCUGCUGUCAUCCCGGACGUGCUACAGAGACGACCAGCCAGCCGAGUUUCAGAUCGACGACACCUACUCUGUACCGGGAGUUGGAACAGUCGUAUCCGGAACCACGUUACGUGGACUAAUCCGUCUGAAUGAUACCAUGCUACUGGGGCCAGACCCUUUGGGCAGCUUCAUUCCCAUCGCCGUCAAAUCCAUUCACCGCAAGCGAAUGCCUGUGAAGGAAGUCCGAGGGGGUCAGACUGCCUCGUUUGCACUCAAAAAGAUAAAGCGUUCAACCAUAAGGAAAGGCAUGGUGAUGGUGUCCUCAAGGUUGAACCCACAAGCCACCUGGGAGUUUGAGGCAGAGAUUCUUGUUCUGCAUCACCCCACUACGAUAUCACCCCGAUACCAAGCUAUGGUCCACUGUGGCAGCAUAAGGCAGACCGCCACCAUCUUGUCCAUGAACAGAGACUGCUUACGGACAGGAGACAAGGCCUCUGUCCACUUCCGCUUUAUUAAGACCCCCGAGUACCUUCACUGUGACCAGAGGCUAGUGUUCAGGGAGGGACGGACCAAGGCUGUGGGGACAAUCACAAAGCUCCUGCAGUCCACCAAUAAUUUGCCGUCAAACUCCAAACCUCCACAGAUAAAAAUGCAAUCCACGAAAAAGACACAGUCUCGAAAAGAGGACGGCACCACGGCAACCACCGACGAAGGCGUGACGAUAUCGCAGUCAUCGGGGCCAAGCGCGACACAUCCAAAGACGGGAGGAGGUGGGAGAAGAAGAGGAGGCCAGCGACACAAAGGGAAAGGCCAGAGCAACUCUGCAGCAGUGGCCUCCACAUCGGGAGCAGGAUGUUGCUGAACUGACUCUCUCUUUGCUUACCUCCCUCUCCAUCAGUCAUUCCAGCUAUUUUAGCACAAAACACUCCUCAGUCCUACUCCUCAUUGCCUUUUUUUUUUUUUAAACCAGGAUUUUUUUUUUUUUUAAAACAACAGAACGUGAAAAUUGGAUUUUAAGUCAA
Syngnathoides biaculeatus (alligator pipefish) is the source of this 2528-nucleotide messenger RNA. RefSeq names its product GTP binding protein 1 (gene gtpbp1). Gene Ontology annotation, molecular function: translation elongation factor activity; GTPase activity; GTP binding. NCBI's taxonomy places the organism in Eukaryota, Metazoa, Chordata, Actinopteri, Syngnathiformes, Syngnathidae. Bases 392 to 2368 code for a protein of 658 amino acids. The record is from RefSeq and is a predicted model, not a curated record. Gene Ontology annotation, biological process: translational elongation. The transcript is spliced from 13 exons.